AGGGCGGACGGGAAACUGCACCGAGACCAACUUCCUCCGUUCUACUACUAGUCCCCGUUUGGUUCCUCUCCGCGGCUUUCUCCUCUCCCUCGUCCGCCAAAAAAUAGCAGAGCGGGAGGGCCGCCGCGGCCCCCGCGCGGUUAUAUCUAGCACCGCACACGCGUCCUCCCGCGGCCUCUUGCCGUUCUCGGCUUGGCUCGGCUCCCCUCCCCUCCCCUCCCCUCGGUUUCCUCGGCCGGCCACGGACAUGGCCUCUUCGGUGGCCGCCAUGCCCCACGAGUCCGCCCCAUGGAGGGACCCCUCCAGGCCCACCCCCACCAGGGGCUUCUUCAACAUCCUCAUCCCGCCGCCGCAGCCCUCCUCCUCCUCGGCCGCGAGCGAGCCCACGCCCAGACGCCGGCGCCAAAUCCUCGAGCGGUGGGCGGCCGCCGCGGCGGCCGUCACGGCGUCCGCGGCGUCGGCCCCAGCCGACCAGCGGCGCCGCGCCAGGGAGGCCGAGCUCUCCGCUCUCGCCUCCGCUACGCGCCCCGUCGCCGCGCGCGCCGCCGUGUUCCGGGAGCCGUCCCCGGCGCCGUCCGACACGUCGUCGACGGCCGCGCCCGAGCUCCCUCCGGCCGGCCCGCGCGCGUCGUCUCUCAUCCAGCACUGGCGGGAGAUCGAGGCGGUGGGCCCCGCCACGCCGCGCACCUGCGGGGGCGACCCGGCCGCGGCCUCCGACUCCGACGGCGGCUCGCCGCGCGGACGCGUGGGGUGCAUCGUCAAGAAGCUCAGCGGGGCGUCGUCGCUCCCCGAGGGCGAGCUGGACGACGCGGCCAAGGCGGAGCUCCCGCUGUCGCAGUCCGCGCCCCCGUCGCCCGCGCCGAUGAGCGACGCGGCGCAGCACUCGGGCGCGAUCAAUGGCCCCCGCCCGCCGCAGCUCGUCGUCCGGACGGUGCGCGGCCGCCGCGCGAUGGAGGAGCUGGUCGCCAAGAUGGCCCACCGCCGGAAGCGCGAGGUCGCCGCUCUCGCCGAGAGGCAUGUCGUCUCCAGGUUCGCGCACAGAGGCAGGAUCCAGUCCAUGCUUCGACUGAGGCUACUGCGCCAGGGAGGUACAGUUGAUGAUGUGUGGACUCUGCUAAGACCGGUUAGGCCACACCAACCAAAACAUGUUCCUGAGGAUAAUACCUUGAGGAACGAUAGCAGGAGCACAGACUUGGGAGAAGCAAACAAGUACAGUCAACAAAACAAUGGGGCUGAUGAACAACAUGGUGAUGAUAGAGUUCCAGCUGAGGAAAAAUCUAUUGGUGUAUGUGUUGAGAGCCUUGUUAACUCUGAUGGUUCAGGAAAUAUACAGUGUGAUGAGCAGAUGAAGACCAAUGAAAAUCAGUGUCAGAAAGAUUGUGCGAACUUUUGCAUUCAUAGUCAGAAACAUUCUGAAGCAUCAAGCUUUGCAAGGUAUGGUGAGCAUAGCACCAUCGAUGAUAACCAAUAUGUGGAAGAUAUCUCCCCAAGCACUACAAGCACUUUGCAUGAUCUACGAACUCCAUCAUCUAGAGGUGAUAAUCUACGAGAAGACAACCAAAGCCUCAAUGGUUCCUGGGAAGAGAGAGGAUUAUGGAUGAGCGGUCUUGGUUGGCCUGCACUAAUAGAUUCCAUGAGUCCGGAUAGCUGGCAUCAGGAUGCAAUGGGGGAUAUUGAGAAUCACAAUCAAGUUCAAUUUAAUGAUCGCCCCUGGAUAGACUCCCCGAACUCAUGGAGAUCAUUAUGUGUUGCUCCACAAUCAGACUGCCGUCCUUUGUCUCGCAAUGCUGACAUUUGCAAUCUUCUUGAGAGCAAAAAGGUCUCAAAGUCUCUUGAGAGUGACUUCAGCAAUAAGAUGAACCAGCUCCUGCUAACAGUCCUGCACAAACAAAGACAACAACGGAUAAUGGAUGAUUUUGGAGGAUACUAUGAUGAACGCAUGCACUGGAGGCACAAUGAUGAAAUCCAGAAUGCUGAUCAGGUGGUAUCUGCGCCGUGUUCAUUAGCUCCUGUCUCACAUCUUGCAGCUCAUCAACAAGAGAGUUGGCAGCAUUCUUCAUUUGGAAGUCAACAUCAUGAAAACCAAUACUUACUUGAAAUGGAGGUCAGGGUAAGGGGUGAAAUGUCUCAGAUUCAUCAUGAACUAUAUGAACUACGGAAGUUGGUGGAAAGUUGUAUUGCAUCCCAAGUAAAGAUCCAACACUCCAUUAAAGAAGAGGUGUGCAGUGCACUUCGUGAGGCUGGGUUGAUGCCAAGCCAACCCGACACAACAGCAAAAAGGGGCAGUUGCUGCAUCUGCCAUCGAAUGCAGGUUGACUCUCUACUUUACAGGUGUGGUCACAUGUGCACCUGUUUCAACUGCGCCGAUCAGCUGAAAUCGAGCAGCAGGAGCUGUCCACUCUGUCAAUCUCCUAUUGAGGAUGUUGUUCGGGCACGCUGAAUUUUUGAGCUGUAGGAUUUAGGAAAGAGAAAAAAAGGAGCUGGCACUCCCAGAUUUUAGAUGCGGAGUUUAUGAAGCCCUGGUUUUGAGGAGGCUUCUUACCUUUUGUUAACCACACCACAAAGUAUACGAGCUAGUUCUUGGAGAAAUGUAAAUAGGCUUUUUUGCGCAAGAGCAGUGUGCGUGUAUUGCCUGAAAGGAAAACGGAGUUUUAAUCAAAAUGCUGAUCCUGUUUCUGA
This is a messenger RNA of Phragmites australis (common reed), 2679 nucleotides long. RefSeq lists its product as uncharacterized. NCBI's taxonomy places the organism in Eukaryota, Viridiplantae, Streptophyta, Magnoliopsida, Poales, Poaceae. The coding region runs from base 248 to 2440 and encodes 730 amino acids. The transcript has 8 exons. The record is from RefSeq and is a predicted model, not a curated record.